UUUAUUGAAAGCGGGCUGAUCGAACUUUCAAAUAAACUCAAAUUCAUAAUGCGCAAACACUCCAACGCUGAUAUAAAAUUGAUUUGAAACGAAUUGUUUCAAUUUUUAAUAUUAAAAACAUUUGUUUUCAUCACUAUAAAAAUUAGUUGAGUGUAAUAAUUUAUGCAAUGGAUAUUCAGCCGCAAAUUGUUGAUCUAACUUUUUCAGAUAAUGAUGAUGAUGGGGAAGAACUUUUGUCUCUUCAAGAUAGAAUAUUAUUAAUGGGCAAACAGAAAGAAGGAAACAAAAUUCACUUACCUAGUUCUCCACCUGCUGUGAAGAAAAGAUUUCAUUCUGUGUCAGAUGAUGAAAGUGGGGAUUUAAAUAAAGAAGUGGAAAAAAUAAAAUCUUAUUUUGAUGGAAGCUCGGGUGAUGAAUUACCAGAUCUGAAAGAUUUACUAAACAUACAUCAUCCUGCAAUUAGUCCAGAAAGUGAUGAUGAAUUUAAAAUAGCCUCGGCUUCCAUUCCUAAGAAAGUUAAAAAGACUAAAGCAAAAUUGGAUACAGAUUCAGAGAAAGAAGUUGCAAAAUUGGAAAGACUUAAAUUGAGAGAAGAAAAAAAGAAGGAAAAAGAAUUAGCUAAAGCUAUAAAAGCAUCUGAAAAAGAAAUUCAAAAAAGUAAAAAGCCAGAUGAAUGUUUAAAGGGUAUGAAAAUUCUCAUAGAUCAAAGUAUAAUUUUUGAAAAUGAAAGUGAAGAUAUAUAUUUUGCUUUAGAUGAAUCAAAUAUAAGAUAUAAUAUUGAAGAAAAUCCUAUUAAUAUGUCUGUGAUCUGGUAUAGAACAACUGUUGAUGUUACAGUUGAAAAUGGCGAGGUUAUAAAGUUGGAAAAAGAACAACUAGAAAAUGUGUUAGUAUUAGUUAUUCCAAGUGAAAAUUUCAUCAAGAUGGUUUAUGCAUAUAUGCAGAAAUCUAAAGGAAAAAUGGCCAAUGAAUUAACUCUAGUGGAUUAUAUUACCAACAUUAAGAUUGCUUUUCCUCAAAUGGAUAUUACUUGCACUGUUGUUGGCUUAGAUAAGUAUCAAAGAUCUGUGAAAGAGAAUGAUAAGUGUGAUAUUGAAAUGAAAAAGAUGGUGAGGCAAGUUUCAAAAACCAUUAUUGAAGAGGCUACAACUGAAGUCCAGAUCCAGGCUUUUGUUAAUUUCAACUUUUUAAAUACUAUGCGCGAAUUGGGUGAAAUGUUUGUACGCUUUUCAAAAGCCAUUGCUGAAGCUCCUCAAAGGAGAGAAAAGCAGGCACAAAAGUGCUUAGCAUUUUCGUGGUACGCUGAUGCUGACAGCAGCUGCCCAGUAAAAAUUGGGAAGGAUGGAACUGGAUUUAUUAAAUUAUGGCAGCAACAAAUUCAGCAGUUCAAUAAUGUUGCUCCCGAAGUUGCUGAAGCUGUUGUAGCUAAAUAUCCUUCAUUACAGAUACUAAUGGAGGCUUACAAAGCUUGCAAUUCUACUAAAGAAGCUGAGCAGUUGUUGCAAGAUAUAGUAGUCAGAAGAAAUUAUGGCCCGUUAGGUACUCAGCGUCGUAUUGGUCCUGAAUUAUCUUACAAAAUUUAUCUUUUUUAUAAUUCAAGGGAUGGAAAUCAAAUUCUUCAAAGAUAAGAGGGACAAUAAUAUUAUUUUUGUAUAUAUAUUUUUUGUAUAUGACCAUGUCAUUUUUGUUAUGUAUUGUCUUCAUCUCCAUUUUCAAGUGAAAGAAAACAAAUGAACAGAAUUUUUAUACUUUUGUACAAUCAAGACACCAAUCGUUUAAACUGUGAUAUGUAUGUACAUCUGUUUUUAUCUUCAGGUGAUAUUUCUUUUAUCACUUUUUGUUUUAUAUAUUUGAAAGCAUGGGUAUUUUUUUUUAAUUAUAUUUUUGGUUUCAUCAUUAUCUUUUAUUUUAAAGUUAUUGAAUUAUUCUUUUAUAAAACUAUAUCCUUAUUUUUAAAUAUGCAGCUUUCUGUGGU
This is a messenger RNA of Argiope bruennichi, 1975 nucleotides long. It is a transcript of the gene mms4, whose product is annotated as crossover junction endonuclease EME1-like. Gene Ontology annotation, cellular component: nucleus; Holliday junction resolvase complex. Gene Ontology annotation, biological process: replication fork processing; resolution of meiotic recombination intermediates; double-strand break repair. The coding region runs from base 168 to 1628 and encodes 486 amino acids. The record is from RefSeq and is a predicted model, not a curated record. The transcript has 12 exons. NCBI's taxonomy places the organism in Eukaryota, Metazoa, Arthropoda, Arachnida, Araneae, Araneidae.